AUGUCCAUGGACCUCGCAACCGACUUCCCCGACCUACAAAACCCGCCUGGUUUCGAAGGCAUCCGCGGUAUCCUGGUCGUCCCGCUGUGUCUUGGCGGCAACGAGUUCAUGGUCUUCCUCCGCGACGCGCAACCCACACUGGUCAAGCGAGCCAGCAAGCGCUCUAUAUUGACCCUGACCAGCGCGGCAAACAAGGCUGCAGAGCCCAUAUGCGAAAAGUGGAGCCCGGAUGAGAUCGAAGUCGCCUCGAUCCUGUGCCUGAUCUCAGAGAAAGCCAACCAGAUACACCGGCUGCAGCAGCGAACCACGCUCCACGGCGACACUAUGGCACAGCUGCUCCUCAGCAACGCGGCGCACGAGCUAUGCACGCAGCUCAACGCCGUCAUCAAUUAUCUCGAACUUGCGAGGGACUCACUGGGCCCAGAUAUUAGGUCCUAUCUGACUCGGUCCCAAUGCGAACUGCGUACGAGUGCGAGCCCGUCCUCAGUCUAAUACGUCUUGUCACUGCUGCUGCGAGUGCCUCCACUCCCUUGCCCCUGCAGACCACUGGCACCGCAAUCAUUGCUGUAGCUGAGACAAGCCGCAGAGCCCCAACUUCCAGAGCCGCGCGGCGUGUUGGAUUCAGGCGGCUUGGGUCAGCGCAGGGGCGUCAUCACAGUCGC
Molecule: messenger RNA, 662 nt
Organism: Boeremia exigua
Lineage: Eukaryota; Fungi; Ascomycota; Dothideomycetes; Pleosporales; Didymellaceae
Exons: 2
Coding region: 1-492 (163 amino acids)
Biological process (GO): signal transduction
Molecular function (GO): phosphorelay sensor kinase activity
Source: RefSeq, a predicted model, not a curated record